AUGACUGGAGGAAUCACCCUUGGCCACGGGAUAAUGCUCCUCAAAAAUGGGGCAGAAACAGUGCCUGUCUCCAAGCCCUUUGUGCACCCUACGGUGGCGGCGGCGGCAGAGGGGACAGUGGUGGCCCUGACCUGCGCUGUGAGGGAGGGGACAGAGCCACUCAGCUUCUCCUGGCACCACCAGGAGCCCCGGGGUGGCCCCUCAGCCUACCCUCCUGGGCUGGAGGGCUUCGGGCCCCAGCUGCACCUGACACCAGCCAACCGUAGCCACGCCGGCUGGUACACCUGCACCGUGGGCAACCAGGUCAACAACCAGACCAGCGAGCCUGUCUAUCUGGACAUUGUCUAUGGCCCUGACGAACCGGCCAUCAGCGUGGAGCCAUUCUCCCCUGAGCCAGGGGGCUUCUCAGUGGGUGAGCGGGAGGACGUGGUGCUGAGCUGCCUGGCCCCCUCCAACCCCCCCAGCCGCUACAUCUGGCUCCACAAUGGGUCCCAGGUCCACACGGGCCAGACCUACAUCAUGGCUGCCAUCACCCGUGCCCAGGCGGGCACCUACACCUGCCUGGCCGAGAACACCCACCUGCAGACCCGUACACAGGCCACCAUCCUCCUCACCAUCUACUGGAUCCCAGCCGGCGGCCCCCUCUGCACAGCAGUGGCCACCAAGGGUGAUGACUACGUCAUGCUGCGGUGCUGGUGGGAGGGGGGGACACCACCAGUCACCCUGCACUGGUGGGAUGGCGAGGGCAAGGCCUUGGGUGACCCUGGGCUUUCCAGCGCCGUCCUGGUGCUGAGCGCCGCUGGCAGCUUGGGGGGCCGGGACUUUGUCUGCAUGGCCGCCCACCCCCUGCGCCCUGCCGGCGCCGAUUGCCGCCUGCGGCUGGAGGUCCCUGAGUUGGAGGCAGAGAGGAGUGAGGUGGUGGUGCUGGAGGGCGGCGAGGCACGGCUGGCGUGCCGGCGACGUGGCAGUAGAGCCGAUCUCGGUGCCACCCUGGCCUGGUAUGACCCUGAAGAGCGGGAGGUGACACCUGGGAUGGCCAAGUACCGGGUGGAGCGAGGAGAAGAUUGGGUCAACCUGACUGUGCAGGAUGCCGAGUGGCCAAGGGACGGGGUUUUUUUUCCAGGGCAGUGGGCACUGCCAGCCUCCCUGUCCACCUCCGUGUGGACCAGUCGCUCUCGGCACCACCAGAAGCCACCAAGGACCUCCAAGGUUAACGUCACCACCACCAUGAAUGUGAUUCCGUGA
This is a messenger RNA of Chaetura pelagica (chimney swift), 1245 nucleotides long. It is a transcript of the gene VSIG10L2, whose product is annotated as V-set and immunoglobulin domain-containing protein 10. The record is from RefSeq and is a predicted model, not a curated record. Gene Ontology annotation, cellular component: cell-cell junction. Gene Ontology annotation, biological process: cell-cell adhesion. Lineage: Eukaryota; Metazoa; Chordata; Aves; Apodiformes; Apodidae. Bases 1 to 1245 code for a protein of 414 amino acids. Gene Ontology annotation, molecular function: cell adhesion molecule binding. The transcript is spliced from 6 exons.